UGAGAAGUUGCAGCCCACUAUUCUCUCUUCUUGCUCUCAUCACAGGCACUCCACAGACACAGAGAGAGAUUGAGAGAGAAUCAAAUGCUCUGUAAAUGGAUAAUCCUUUUUUCAAUUUUAUUUUUUGGCUCUCAGAUGUAAAAAGAUAAGAAAAGAAAUGUCAAUUUGCACAAGGGUCUGUUGUUGAUGCCAUUGUUGCAGAGAGAGAGAGAGAAAGGAAGGGAUCUUUUUGGGAUUUUUUUUUAUAUGGGAAUCUUUGAUGUUUUUACCCAGAUCACACUCUCUCUACCUUGAAAGAACUUGAUAGUAUUUAUUGGAUAAAGAAGAAAACACAUUGCCAUCUUGGUAUUCUUAGUAGAAUUGAGUCAUAAUUCCGUAUUUGAUCAUGGUUUCGAGGUCUUAUUCUAACCUUUUGGAUCUUACUUCCGGUGGAUCCCCAAAUUUUGGUCGAGGGGGCCGGAAGUUUUCUCGAGUGGCAACUGUUGCCGGGGUCUUAUCUGAAUUAGAUGAUGACAAUUGCAAUAGUGUUGGCUCUGAUGCUCCCUCAUCGGUCUCUCAAGAUCGGAUUAUAAUUGUGGGUAACCAACUUCCACUCAAGGCACAUAAAAGUUCAGAUAACGAUGGAGGGUGGAAUUUUAGUUGGGAUGAGGACUCCCUUCUUUUGCAACUCAAAGAUGGUCUUGGCGAUGAUCUAGAAGUCAUCUAUGUUGGUUCUCUUAAGGAAGAAAUUGACCCCGAUGAACAAGAUGAUGUAGCACAAACCUUGCUCGAAACUUUCAAAUGUGUCCCGGCUUUUAUCCCUCCAGAACUCUUUAGUAAAUUCUAUCACGGAUUUUGUAAGCAGCAUUUGUGGCCUUUAUUUCACUACAUGCUUCCUCUAUCACCGGAUCUUGGUGGCAGGUUUGAUCGGUCCCUUUGGCAAGCUUACGUUUCUGUGAACAAAAUAUUUGCCGAUAAAGUCAUGGAAGUGAUCAGCCCUGAUGAUGAUUUUGUAUGGGUUCACGACUACCAUUUGAUGGUUUUGCCAACGUUUUUGAGGAAGAGAUUUAACAGGGUGAAGCUCGGAUUCUUCCUCCAUAGUCCAUUCCCAUCGUCAGAAAUAUAUCGUACACUAUCUGUAAGAGAUGAACUUCUACGAGCACUUUUGAACUCUGAUCUUAUCGGUUUCCAUACUUUUGACUAUGCAAGGCACUUCCUUUCUUGUUGUAGUAGAAUGCUUGGUGUUUCUUAUCAAUCCAAGAGAGGUUACAUUGGGCUCGAGUACUAUGGUCGCACUGUAAACAUUAAGAUUCUCCCAGUUGGGAUUCACAUGGGCCAGCUUCAGUCUGUGCUGGAUCUUCCCGAGACUGAAUCUAAGGUGGUGGAGUUACGUGAUCAAUUUAGGGAUCAGACUGUUUUGCUUGGGGUCGAUGACAUGGAUAUCUUUAAAGGGAUAAGCUUAAAACUACUUGCUUUUGAACAACUGCUCAUACAACAUCCUGAAAAGAGGGGUAAAGUUGUUUUGGUUCAAAUAGCAAAUCCCGCCAGAGGCCGAGGGAGAGAUGUCCAAGAGGUCCAAUCCGAAACUUAUGCUGCUGUAAGCAGGAUUAAUCAAACAUUUAAACGGCCAGGAUAUGAUCCGGUGGUUUUGAUUGAUACCACGCUUCAAUUCUAUGAGCGAAUUGCUUAUUAUGUAAUUGCUGAGUGUUGUCUUGUGACGGCUGUGAGAGAUGGGAUGAAUCUUAUACCUUAUGAAUAUGUUAUAUGCCGACAAGGAAAUGAGAAGCUAGAUAAGACCUUGGGACUAAACUCAUCAACACCGAAGAAAAGCAUGCUAGUUGUUUCGGAGUUUGUUGGGUGCUCACCUUCUCUCAGCGGUGCUAUUCGUGUUAACCCAUGGAACAUUGAAGCUGUGGCUGAAGCUAUGGAUUCGGCCUUAAUCGUCUCCGAAGCUGAGAAACAGUUGCGGCAUGAGAAACACUAUAGGUAUGUGAAUACACACGAUGUUGCAUAUUGGGCACAUAGUUUUUUGCAGGAUCUUGAAAGGGCGUGUAGAGAUCAUGUUAGGAGGAUGUGUUGGGGUAUUGGUUUUGGUUUAGGAUUUCGUGUUAUUGCUUUGGAUCCAAACUUUAGGAAGCUUUCGGUUGAUCAUAUUGUUUCAUCGUAUAAGAGGACCAAGAACCGGGCAAUUCUAUUGGAUUAUGAUGGUACUAUGAUGCUGCAAAGUUCAAUUAGCACCACGCCUAAUACAGAGGCUGUUGCAAUGUUGAAAAGCUUAUGCAGAGACCCCAAGAAUGUGGUCUUCCUUGUUAGUGGGAAGGACAAGAAAACUGUGUCUGAAUGGUUUUCUUCGUGUGAAAAGCUUGGAAUAGCAGCAGAGCAUGGUUAUUUUGUGAGGCUCAAUCAUGAGGCAGACUGGGAAACUUGUGUUGCUGUACCUGAUUUUUAUUGGAAACAGAUUGCUGAGCCAGUAAUGAAAUUGUACACCGAAACAACAGAUGGUUCUUACAUAGAGGCUAAAGAGAGUGCUCUUGUUUGGAAUUACCAGUAUGCAGAUCCGGAUUUUGGUUCAUGUCAAGCUAAGGAGCUUCUAGACCACCUCGAAAGUGUUCUUGCCAAUGAACCAGUUUCUGUUAAGAGUGGCCAACACAUUGUAGAAGUUAAACCACAGGGAGUCAACAAAGGUCUCGUAGCAGAGCGCCUCCUAGUCACCAUGCGACAGAAGGGCAUGCUUCCAGACUUUGUACUUUGUGUUGGGGAUGACAGGUCAGACGAGGACAUGUUCGAGGUGAUACUAAGCGCCAUGGCAGGGCCCUCUCUCUCCCCGGUUGCUGAAGUGUUUGCGUGCACUGUUGGCCAGAAACCGAGCAAGGCCAAGUACUACUUAGAGGACACAACCGAGAUACUAAGAAUGUUGCAGGGCCUCGCUGCUGCAUCCGAGCAGUUGACUAGAAAUGUUGCCCAAGGUCUGCAACGUGUAGUCAUCGAUAGAGAAUGAGUUUGAGAUCUCUUUGUUUUUUUUCAGCAGUGUAUAUUGGGUUUUGGCUGUGCAAAAAAGAUCCUUUUGACCCAUGUUGUAUUUUCUUGUAGGGGUUGAAUUUGAUUGAUGAUUGGGGGAUUUUGUUCUAUGUUAUAUUAUGUAGGUUAUUGAAGUUUUAUUUGGCUGUGUUAUUGGGAAGUGUAUGCAAGUUUCUAUAUGAAAAUUUAUUCAUUGUCAUAAGUGGCAUUGCUUCAAACA
This is a messenger RNA of Camellia sinensis, 3217 nucleotides long. Its product is annotated as alpha,alpha-trehalose-phosphate synthase [UDP-forming] 5. NCBI's taxonomy places the organism in Eukaryota, Viridiplantae, Streptophyta, Magnoliopsida, Ericales, Theaceae. Gene Ontology annotation, cellular component: cytosol. The record is from RefSeq and is a predicted model, not a curated record. Gene Ontology annotation, molecular function: trehalose-phosphatase activity. Gene Ontology annotation, biological process: trehalose biosynthetic process.